This is a messenger RNA of Marmota flaviventris (yellow-bellied marmot), 4341 nucleotides long. The record is from RefSeq and is a predicted model, not a curated record. Lineage: Eukaryota; Metazoa; Chordata; Mammalia; Rodentia; Sciuridae.
AUGGCCCGCGCCCAGGCGCUCUUCCUGGCGCUUACCUUCCAGCUCUGCGCGCCCGAAACCGAGACUCCGGCAGCUGGCUGCACCUUCGAGGAGGCGAGUGACCCAGCAGUGCCCUGCGAGUACAGCCAGGCCCAGUACGAUGACUUCCAGUGGGAGCAAGUGAGGAUCCACCCGGGCACGCGGGCCCCUGCAGACUUGCCCCACGGUGCCUACUUGAUGGUCAAUGCUUCCCAGCACGCCCCAGGCCAGCGGGCCCAUGUCAUCUUCCAGAGCUUAAGCGAGAACGACACCCACUGUGUGCAGUUCAGCUACUUCCUGUACAGUCGAGAUGGCCACAGCCCUGGUACCCUGGGCGUCUAUGUGCGUGUUAACGGGGGCCCCCUGGGCAGCGCUGUCUGGAAUAUGACUGGAUCCCAUGGCCGUCAGUGGCACCAGGCUGAGCUGGCUGUCAGCACCUUCUGGCCCAAUGAAUAUCAGGUGCUGUUUGAGGCCCUCAUCUCCCCAGACCGCAGGGGCUACAUGGGCCUAGAUGACAUCCUGCUUCUCAGCUACCCCUGCGCAAAAGCCCCGCACUUCUCUCGCCUUGGCGAUGUGGAGGUCAAUGCCGGCCAGAACGCGUCUUUCCAGUGUAUGGCGGCAGGACGGGCUGCUGAGGCGGAGCGCUUCCUUCUCCAGCGGCAGAGUGGGGCGCUGGUGCCCGCGGCCGGUGUGCGGCACAUCAGCCACCGGCGCUUUCUGGCCACCUUCCCGCUGGCCGCGGUCAGCCGCGCAGAGCAGGACCUGUACCGCUGCGUGUCCCAGGCCCCGCGCGGCGCGGGUGUCUCUAACUUCGCGGAGCUCAUCGUCAAGGAGCCCCCCACUCCCAUCGCACCCCCGCAGCUGCUGCGUGCGGGCCCCACCUAUCUUAUCAUCCAGCUCAACACCAACUCCAUCAUCGGCGAUGGGCCGAUUGUGCGCAAGGAGAUUGAGUACCGCAUGGCGCGUGGCCCAUGGGCCGAGGUGCAUGCAGUCAGCCUGCAGACCUACAAGCUGUGGCACCUUGACCCUGACACCGAGUAUGAGAUCAGUGUGCUGCUCACGCGUCCUGGAGAUGGCGGCACUGGCCGCCCAGGUCCUCCACUCCUCAGCCGGACCAAGUGUGCAGAGCCCAUGCGGGCACCCAAAGGCCUGGCUUUCGCUGAGAUCUUGGCUCGCCAGCUGACCCUGCAGUGGGAACCGCUGGGCUACAACGUGACACGCUGCCACACCUACACUGUGUCCCUGUGCUAUUACUACACCCUGGGCAGCAGCCACAACCAGACCGUCCGCGAGUGUGUCAAGAUGGAGCGGGGCGUCAACCGCUACACCAUCAAGAACCUGCUGCCCUACCGGGACGUCCACGUGCGCCUGGUCCUCACUAACCCCGAGGGGCGCAAGGAGGGCAAGGAGGUCACCUUUCAGACUGACGAGGAUGUGCCUGGUGGGAUUGCGGCUGAGUCCCUGACCUUCACGCCACUGGAGGACAUGAUCUUCCUCAAGUGGGAGGAGCCCCAGGAACCCAACGGCCUCAUCACUCAGUAUGAGAUCAGCUACCAGAGCAUCGAGUCCUCAGACCCUGCAGUGAACGUGCCGGGUCCCCGGCGUACCAUCUCCAAGCUCCGCAAUGAGACCUACCACGUCUUCUCGAACCUGCACCCAGGCACCACCUACCUGUUCUCCGUGAGGGCUCGCACGGGCAAAGGCUUUGGCCAGGCAGCGCUCACUGAGAUCACCACCAACAUCUCGGCUCCCAGCUUUGACUAUGCUGACAUGCCGGCACCUCUGGGCGAGUCGGAGAACACCAUCACCGUGCUCCUGAGGCCUGCACAGGGCCGUGGUGCGCCUAUCAGCGUGUACCAGGUAAUUGUGGAGGAGGAUCGGCCGCGGCGGCUGCGGCGGGAGCCAGGUGGCCAGGACUGCUUCCCAGUGCCUCUGACCUUCGAGGCAGCGCUGGCUCGUGGCCUAAUGCACUACUUUGGGGCCGAACUGGCGGCUAGCAGUCUGCCUGAGGCCAUGCCCUUCACCGUGGGUGACAACCAGACCUACCGUGGUUUUUGGAAUCCACCACUUGAGCCCAGGAAGGCCUACCUCAUCUACUUCCAGGCAGCAAGCCACCUGAAAGGGGAAACCCGGCUGAACUGCAUCCGAAUCGCCAGGAAAGCUGCCUGCAAGGAAAGUAAGCGGCCCCUGGAGGUGUCGCAGAGGUCGGAGGAGAUGGGCCUCAUCCUGGGCAUCUGUGCAGGGGGACUUGCUGUCCUCAUCCUCCUCCUGGGGGCCAUCAUUGUCAUCAUCCGCAAGGGGAGAGACCGCUAUGCCUACUCCUACUACCCGAAGCCAGUGAACAUGACCAAGGCCACCGUCAACUACCGCCAGGAGAAGACGCACAUGAUGAGCGCUGUGGACCGGAGCUUCACAGACCAGAGCACCCUGCAGGAGGACGAGCGGCUGGGCCUGUCCUUCAUGGACGCCCCUGGCUACAGCCCCCGGGGAGACCAGCGCAGCAUUGGAGUCACCGAGGCCAGCAGCCUCCUGGGGGGCUCACCACGGCGUCCGUGUGGCCGGAAGGGCUCCCCGUACCACACGGGGCAGCUGCACCCUGCAGUGCGGGUGGCCGACCUUCUGCAACACAUCAACCAGAUGAAGACAGCUGAGGGCUAUGGCUUCAAGCAGGAGUACGAGAGCUUCUUUGAGGGCUGGGACGCCACCAAGAAGAAGGACAAGCUGAAGGGAGGCCGGCAGGAGCCUGUGCCUGCCUAUGACCGGCACCGCGUGAAGCUCCACCCGAUGCUGGGAGACCCCAGUGCCGACUACAUUAAUGCCAACUACAUCGACGGUUACCACAGGUCAAACCACUUCAUAGCCACACAAGGGCCAAAGCCCGAGAUGAUCUAUGACUUCUGGCGCAUGGUGUGGCAGGAGCACUGCUCAAGCAUCGUCAUGAUCACCAAGCUGGUGGAGGUGGGCAGGGUAAAGUGCUCACGGUAUUGGCCAGAGGACUCAGACAUGUACGGGGACAUCAAGAUCACACUGGUGAAGACGGAGACGCUGGCUGAGUACGUGGUGCGCACCUUUGCCCUGGAGAGGAGGGGCUACUCUGCCCGGCAUGAGGUCCGCCAGUUCCACUUCACAGCAUGGCCAGAGCACGGUGUCCCCUACCAUGCCACCGGGCUGCUGGCCUUUAUCCGGCGCGUGAAGGCCUCCACCCCACCCGAUGCCGGGCCCAUCGUCAUCCACUGCAGCGCUGGCACUGGCCGCACAGGUUGUUACAUCGUCCUGGAUGUGAUGCUGGACAUGGCGGAGUGUGAGGGUGUCGUGGACAUUUACAACUGCGUGAAGACCCUCUGCUCCCGGCGCGUCAACAUGAUCCAGACCGAGGAGCAGUACAUCUUCAUCCAUGAUGCAAUCCUGGAGGCCUGCCUGUGUGGGGAGACCACCAUCCCUGUCAACGAGUUCAAGGCCACGUACAAGGAGAUGAUCCGCAUUGACCCUCAGAGCAAUUCCUCCCAGCUGCGGGAAGAGUUCCAGACGCUGAACUCUGUCACGCCGCCGCUGGACGUGGAGGAGUGCAGCAUCGCGCUGCUACCCCGGAACCGCGACAAGAACCGCAGCAUGGACGUCCUGCCGCCGGACCGCUGCCUGCCCUUCCUCAUCUCCACCGACGGGGACCCCAAUAACUACAUCAACGCAGCCCUGACUGAUAGCUACACGCGGAGUGCGGCCUUCAUCGUGACCCUGCACCCCCUGCAGAGCACCACCCCCGACUUCUGGCGCCUGGUCUACGACUACGGGUGCACCUCCAUCGUCAUGCUCAACCAGCUGAACCAGUCCAACUCCGCCUGGCCCUGCCUGCAGUACUGGCCGGAGCCUGGCCGGCAGCAGUAUGGCCUCAUGGAGGUAGAGUUUGUAUCAGGCACCGCGGAUGAGGACUUGGUGGCCCGAGUGUUCCGGGUGCAGAACAUCUCUCGGCUGCAGGAGGGGCACCUGCUGGUGCGGCACUUCCAGUUCCUGCGCUGGUCUGCCUACCGGGACACGCCUGACUCCAAGAAGGCCUUCCUGCACCUGCUGGCUGAGGUGGACAAGUGGCAGGCAGAGAGUGGGGACGGACGCACCAUCGUCCACUGCCUAAACGGAGGAGGCCGCAGCGGCACCUUCUGCGCCUGCGCCACGGUCCUGGAGAUGAUCCGCUGCCACAGCCUGGUGGAUGUUUUCUUUGCUGCCAAAACGCUUCGGAACUAUAAACCCAAUAUGGUGGAGACAAUGGAUCAGUACCACUUUUGCUACGAUGUGGCCCUGGAGUACCUGGAGGCUCUGGAGUCAAGAUAG